This is a messenger RNA of Drosophila arizonae, 1542 nucleotides long. Its product is annotated as damage-control phosphatase 1. Lineage: Eukaryota; Metazoa; Arthropoda; Insecta; Diptera; Drosophilidae. Gene Ontology annotation, molecular function: phosphatase activity. Gene Ontology annotation, cellular component: nucleus. The record is from RefSeq and is a predicted model, not a curated record. Gene Ontology annotation, biological process: DNA damage response.
AACCAUCUCUGGCGAUUGACUUCCAAAGUAACUUGCAUUCCUGUUGUCUACAUUCAAGGCGCCAACACAAAUAAAUACGUUGUACUUUGUAGCAGUUACAUUAUUGUUGAUUGGGACUUGCACGCAGCAAACAAUAAAUAUGGCCUUAGUGGAAGACAAUGCUGACUUCGAUGCUGCGAAUGGAAUUAUUGAUAGUGAAACACCUCCACACACAGAUCUAGCCGCCCAAUACAAGCGGAGCUUCGCCUAUUACACGUUCCGCGUGCGUCUUCCAUCAACGCUGGCUACGAUUGCCAAUUCCCUGGCAAACAAGGAUGAGCUGCUGCCCACAUAUGGAGUCGAUGCAGCUUCAGAUAUUGAUCAAACAGCUGCAGCUGUGCUUGAGCUACGUUCGAAUAUUCUGAAAAAUGGGCCGUUGGAGCCAUUUAAUGAUACAGAGGCCGAUGUUGCCACAUGGAAUGCAUUUCUGGAGAAGUUGGACAAGGAUAAGCGCACUUACUUCAGCGCCUGUUGGCUCUAUGCAGAGUGCUAUAUGUAUCGCAAAUUGUGGUCUAUAUUCAGCUUAUCGCGCCUCGCCGGCUUCGAUUACUUUCGCAAACAGAAGCAAACGGCAGCACAGCUCAGCCUGGAUGCGAUGGUGGCCGUUGCGAAUGCCACGCGACGCAGUGAACGCAAUUUGAGCACGUUUCAGCAGUUGGUGAAGCUGAACCUGUGGGGCAAUCGCUGUGAUCUGUCGAUUACGUCUGGCAAACAGGUGAAGCCAACGGGAGAUGCUUUCGAUCAAGUUGCCGAGCUGGAUAGCAAUUUGCUGGUGGAUGGCACCCAGGCCAUUUGGCAAUCUCUGGACAGCGCCGACGGCAAUGGCACUGUGGAGAUUGUCUUCGAUAAUGCCGGCUAUGAGCUCUACACAGAUCUCAUACUGGCCGAGUAUAUCAUCGACAAGGGAUUGGCGCAAAAGGUGCGCUUCAAUGCCAAGGCCAUUCCCUGGUUCAUAUCGGAUGUGCGGGCCGAAGACUUCCACUGGAUUCUGCAGUUCCUCAGCGGCCAGGCGUCGCCUGUGCUCAGCGAACUGGGCAAGAAGCUGAAACGUUUCGUCGACGAGGGCAAAUUCGAGCUGGCACCGCUGGAGCACUUUUGGACCAGUCCCUAUGAGUUCUAUCGCAUGGCCGAAGUGCAGCCGGCGCUGCACGAACGACUCUCGAAGGCGCAACUGAUCAUAUUCAAGGGCGAUCUCAACUAUCGCAAGCUGCUGGGCGACUACAGCUGGCACGACACCGAAUCCUUCGUUACCUGUUUGCGCGGCUUCAAACCCUCAAACCUUUGCACACUGCGCACCAUCAAAGCGGACUUGGUUUGUGGACUACCCGCUGGCAUAUCCGAGCAAUUGUUUGCCAAGAACAAGGAAUGGAUGCUCACGGGCGAAUAUGGACUCAUUCAGUUUGCCAGCAAGUGAACAGGACUCAGUUAUCCAUGGCAAUAGCUCAAAUGUUGCGUUAGGCAUAGGCGUAGCUAAAUUAUUCAAUUCGUGUUUUGAAUGUUUAU